This is a messenger RNA of Aedes albopictus (Asian tiger mosquito), 5228 nucleotides long. It is a transcript of the gene chb, whose product is annotated as CLIP-associating protein. The record is from RefSeq and is a predicted model, not a curated record. NCBI's taxonomy places the organism in Eukaryota, Metazoa, Arthropoda, Insecta, Diptera, Culicidae. The transcript is spliced from 23 exons. Bases 595 to 5118 code for a protein of 1507 amino acids. Gene Ontology annotation, molecular function: microtubule binding. Gene Ontology annotation, cellular component: cytoplasmic microtubule. Gene Ontology annotation, biological process: microtubule cytoskeleton organization.
AGCCCAUCGCCAAAUUUUGCUGCUGUCGUACUCGUGAAGUGAAAAUAUUAUGGGUCGCGAUAAAUUCGCCCAAAUUCAGUGAAAAUUUGUGAAAAAGUGGAUUAAAAGGUUCUUGUUAUUAUUCUUAAUGUACAGUUUUAUAAGUGGAAGUAAAUGUGAUUACGAAAUUACGUCGAAUUCUUCGUAUGGAAUGUAAUUUAUUUUUCCUUUUGAGUGCACUUGCUGCUGGAAAAAAUCAAACCAUUCAAGAUGGAUGACGAAUCAGCAGUAUAAUUAAUGUUUUUCUCGGUUUUUUGAUGAUUUCGGUGACUUUAAAUAUGCUAUUGAACAUUAAAAUAUUAUUUUCAGUGACACUACGUAUGUUUUAAUGAAGCGAUUAACGGUACACCCUUGUAUGUGCCGCAGGUUGAAAUUUUAGCUCGUAUAAUGAGUAUUUGCUGAUCUAUAAUGAUGCCAUCAGUGAAAAGUGUGUGAUUAUAAGAAGAGAAGAAGUAAAUGUAGUUUAUUCAUAAGAAAGUGCAAGAAAACAUCAAUUGACAUUCCAAAAAGUCUCAAAGUGAUAAAUUAUAUCGAUUUGUAUCUACGUGAGCAAGAAUGGCCUACCACAAACCAACAGAUAUAGACGGAUUCAUCACGCAGAUGGCCAAAGCCGACAUGCGAGUUAAGGCACAACUUGCGGAGGAUCUAGUAUUGUAUCUCAACGAUUCAGAAAACUCGAUAGAAUGCGUUGAUCUGGGACUACUCAUAGAUGGAUUGAUCCCAUGGAUGAUAGGCAGCCACUUCAAGAUUGCUCAACGUGCUUUGGAGGCAUUCACAGAACUGAUCGUGCGCCUUGGUCAAGAUUUUAACGCGUAUACCUCAACAAUCCUGCCACAUGUCGUGGAUCGGUUAGGGGACAGUCGUGACACUGUCCGAGAAAAGGCGCAGCUGCUGCUGCAUAAGUUGAUGGAAUGUCGAGUAGUUUCACCACAAUCAUUACUUGAUAAGCUGACUGUUUGUUUCAAACAUAAAAAUGCAAAAGUUAGAGAAGAGUUUUUGCAAACAAUCGUCAAUGCUCUCAAUGAGUAUGGCACCCAAUCACUAUCGGUGAAAACGUACAUACAGCCAAUCGUAUUGCUGCUUGGAGAUCCGGCUCCUACUGUACGGGAUGCAGCAGUGCAAACAUUGGUCGAGAUUUACAAGCAUGUUGGAGAUAAACUACGAAUCGAUCUGAGGAAGAGAGACGUGCCGCCAGCUAAAUUUCUUAUUCUGGAGCAAAAAUUUGACGAAACGAAGAACGAUGGAUUACUCCUCCCCUCAGCUAUCAACGCAGCCAACUCGAUUGAUGAUGUGGACACGGCAGUUGUAGCAAGACCGACCAGAUUGGUAAAAAGAACACCAUCAGCAACUCCACGAAAGCCGCUGUUCGAAGCGCAAGGAUCUGGUGAUUUGUUAGCAGCAGGUGCUGUAUCUGUGGAUAUAUUCGAAAACUCGUUUGAAAAUGUCCCACAGUUGACCAUAUUCUCCCAACGUGACAUGGAUGACCACAUGAAAUCCAUCAACACAGUCAUCGGUGAUAAAAAUAUGGACUGGGAAAAACGAGUCGAUGCGCUGAAAAAGAUACGAUCGCUUCUAUUGAUCAACGUGCAAAAUUCGCCAACAUUCACUCAACAGCUUAAAGACUUGUCCAUUGCAUUCCUUGACAUACUGAAAGAACUGAGAUCACAGGUUAUUCGCGAAGCCUGUAUAACUUUGGCUUACAUGAGCAAAGUACUGAAGAAUCGAUUAGAUCAGUUUGUGAUAUACAUUUUGCAAGAGUUGAUCAAUUUGAUUCAAAACUCUGCAAAAGUCAUAUCGUCAGCCGGCAUAAUUGCCCUGAAAUAUGUAAUUAAACAUACACAUGCCCCAAAAAUAGUGCCAAUAAUCACCCAGAAUCUCAUGCAAUCCAAGUCGAAGGACAUCCGCAGUACGCUGUGCGAGAUAAUGAUCCUGCUGUUUGACGAAUGGCCAACAAAAACAUUGGAGAAAAACAGUUUGCUUCUAAGAGAUGCACUGCGAAAAGGAAUUUCGGAUGCGGAUAGCGAAGCAAGAAGACAUAGUCGAUGUGCCUUCUGGAGUUUCCGACGACAUUUUGUGGACCUCGCUGACAACUUGUACUCGUCGUUGGAUCCAGCUACGCAGCGUAUGAUGGAGAGAGAUCGCGAUAAUUUGGGAACAAAUGGUACCAAUUCUAUGAGUGUUAGUUUGCGAGGCAGCAAUAGUAGCUUGAAUUCUGUCCCUGGUGGUGUGAUAAAACGUAGACAAUCCUCAGGACUGAGAAGUCCCGCUUCUGCACAACCCCCAGGUAACGCAACAAGUGUUAGUACCGAAAACCUUUCAUCUGGGCAAUCCAGCUCUACUAGAUUGCAAAGAACUCCGUCGCUACCUAGGACUUACUCACGCAAUCGGAGUGGAAUUCCAGUUGCUCAUCGAGACAAUACUGCUCCUCCCAGAGCUGGCCUACGUAGCGUUUCUGCUGUUGAUACAGCUGCAGCACAGAGGGCACGGGCAAGAGCACAGUAUUCGAAUAUGGCUCGUAUGAAAAUAUCAUCAGGAUCAGCAUCAUUGCAGGGACAGUAUGCUCAGCAAGCGCGGGCUAAAAAGGUACCACUUUUGAGCAAUACUCCGCAGCAGCCUCCAACCCCCGAGCGGAAAAUUCGUUCUAGAUCUGGUGUUUCACAAUCUCAACCAACAUCGAGAAGUACAUCUCCGUCAAGCAAGCUGCGCGAUACCUAUGGCAUUGCAUCAAUUUAUAAGCAGACCGGUACAAUUCCAAAGAAAAAUUCAGGAAUCCCUCGAUCUUUGGUUAAUUCACGUGAGACUAGUCCUACAAGAGGAACACAAUUCGGAUCACUACGCCGUAACGUGUACGGAACGAACAGCCCCAGAAGACUAGACAGGCCACCGGUAAAUCCUGGACGCCCUGUUUUGGCACAGAAAAUACUACAGCAAAGCAGGGAAGCCGAAAGUGCUCUGGCCGAUGCCCUUUCACCCGAUGAUCAUGACUUAUCGACGGAUUUUUCUCGCUUGGGACUGCAUAGGAAAAUUUCACGCGACGAAUCGGAUGAAAGUGAAGCCUCGUCCGUAUGUUCCGAGAGAAGUUUUGAUUCCUACAGAAGAGGAAACGACUCGUAUUCGUGGAACGGGUCACGGACUCGCUUGGACAGUUCACGAACAAUGAUAGACGACAUCGACACAAUAAUACAGCUGUGCGCAUCCACACAUUGGUCGGAGCGGAAAGACGGUCUCAUUAAUCUGACCCAAUAUUUAAGUGAAGGAAAAAUGCUAACGUCACAACAACUACAAUGUGUUCUGGACUUGUUCAGAAAAAUGUUUAUGGAUCCACACAUCAAGGUGUAUGCACUAUUUUUGGACACGGUUAACGAACUUAUUCUAUCGCACUCAAAUGACUUGCACGACUGGUUGUUCAUACUACUAACGCGAUUAUUCCAAAAGCUUGGUGGAGACUUAUUAGGAUCUAUGCACGGUAAAAUUUGGAAAACCUUGCAGCUGAUUUACGAAUACUUCCCAGCGGAUCUACAAAUGCAGUGUGUCUUCAGAAUACUGAUUGACGCAGCCCAAACUCCAAAUAUCAAAACACGGCAAGCGACAUUGAAAUUUUUGACAACGCUGGCUACUACCUACUGUACUGCAGCCCAAUUUGUAACACAUAGUCAAACGCAGCAGCUAGUCGACAGGGCAAUAUUGAAGAUUGUCCAAACAUCUCUUGAUCAAAAAAGUCUCGAACUAAAGUCACAGGCACGCUCCUGCAUUGUAGCUUUGUAUAACUGCAACCCAUCACAGAUGACAAUGACAUUGGCGAAUCUUCCUAAACAAUAUCAGGACACAGCAAAGGCAAUCAUACAGCACCACAUGAGACGAAGUACCUCAGGAACGGAUAGUCCAUCAUCACCGUUGUCGUCAUCCAGUCCGAAACCACUGCUGAGUCCACAACAAGGGUUGUACAGCUUACAAAGUGCAAGCAACUCCAGAUCACGGCAAAUAUCAAUCGAUGUGGCCGACUCGAUGAAUUCAGAGGAAGUGUAUAAAAACUUGCGGAAAACAACGGCUGAGAUACAAAAUUACAGUUUUGAAGCAAAACUCGACAGAGAUGCCAACAGUAAAGAUUCAGGAAUAAGUCAAAUGGGAGAAGUACAAACACAAAACAGUGAAAAUUUUAUGUUGGCGUCCAAUGGUCUGAACGGUCACGUUGGCAUUGACAAAGAUGAUUCAUGUAAUGGAUCUAAGACGCAAUCCGCAACCACUACGGAGUCCAAUACUCCGGAGAACACAGUGCGUUUGGACGGCAUUGAUAUGAAUCAAAAAGCAGCAAUUCACUCGCAGCGUCAGCAUCAGUAUACCCUGACUGACACCGGCGAACUUGUUGUAGAUGGUGGAAUCAAAGAAAAUGACAUCAUAAAGGCAGCAAUAAUUUUGUCGCACGAAACCAGCCCUGAAACAUGCGUACAAGUUCUAGAGAAUCUGCAAACGUGCAUCAAGCAUGGAAACUGUGAAUUGCCAAUCAAAAAUUUUAAAGCCAUCAUGAAAAUGUUACUCAAUUUAAUGGAAUCGCAAAACUUCACAGUAUUGAUCGUAGCUUUGCAUACGCUCGGUCGCAUCGUUCGUAGUGCUGAAAUGAAGUCAUGUUGGAGUAAUUUUUUGGAGCUAAUUUUACUAAAAAUUAUCGACUGUUAUAAAAUCAGCAAGGAGGUAUCGAGAGAAAUCGACAUUAUUGUAGUAAAAAUCGCAAGUGUUUUACCGUUAGAUAUUUCUGUAAAUAUCCUCAAUCCAGUUAUUGCAACUGGAGACUUUCCUGCAAACCUUUGCGCAUUAAAAAUUUUAAAGGAAUUAGCGCACAAACAGGGCAAAGAUUUAACAGAUAAUCACCUGGACAGCAUAAUGCCAAACAUAGCUAGGUUAGCUGACGAUAGUCAAUCCAUGGUACGGAAAGCAGCAGUAUUUUGCAUGGUUGAGUUAUACAUUGUGAUGGGCGAGGAGAAGGUUAAACCGAAAUUUGCGCUUCUCAAUGCUAGUAAAAUAAGGUUGCUUAAUGUUUAUAUUGCGAAAUCGAUGAGCAGUAAUAAGGGAGUGAGCUCAUGAUCAAAGCAGGCCAUGUGAUUUCUGUUCAAAGGACGCAAAAUCGCAAAAAUUCUAUGUAAAUUCGGUAGAAAUAUUUCGAUUAUUCAUGAAUAAUAUUUAUUUGACAUUUA